AUGGCAUGGCUACUAAUUAGCGCCCCACCACAGUCCGAUGGCGAAGACGAGCAAGCAAAGGCGAGACGCGAGCAGCAAGAGACCGAGACUCGUGAGUGGCUCAGCCUGCAGAUCUCGCAGAAGCAAACGGAGAAGCAACGUGAGCUGCAGCGCCAACAGGAAGAAGCAGCUGUAGAGGCAGCUCUGCAGCGGCGGGCAGGACAGCUACAGCAGAUGCAGCAGCUGUGUAGGCAGGCUCAACAGCUGGCGUGCGAUGAAGCCAACGCGGCGCUCGCGAGCGACACAGCCGCGCGUCUGGCAGAGGAGCGGAGGCUCGGUCAGGAGGCGGAGCGUCGCCACGUGGAGGGCGCCGUGCGUGGCAGUCUACUGACUGAAGAUCCUGCCGCGGCCACUAGCAGGCUGGGUCCUCACAGGGUGUUGGUCAACAAAUGGAAAGGCUUCUCGCCAGAACAGCGGCAGCAGCAGCUUGAUAAACUGGAGAGUCAGAUCCGAGAAAAUAAGGCUCGGCAGGAGUUGCUGCAGAAAGAGCAAAAAGAGUGGGAGGCUCACGCUGCUCACGUAGACGAGAAGACCGAGAAACAAUUCAGGAUUUUUUUGGAAGAGAAAAGACGUCAACAGGCCGAAUUACUGGCAGCAAACAAGCGUUUGGCAGAACAACAGCGCCUACGCCGCCUCCAGGAGCACCAACUUUACGGGACUAAUCAGCCAACAGAAGACUAUUUCGACGGCUUCGGCGUAUACGCACGUUGA
Messenger RNA from Hyalella azteca, 750 nucleotides. RefSeq names its product RIB43A-like with coiled-coils protein 2. The record is from RefSeq and is a predicted model, not a curated record. The transcript has 7 exons. The coding region runs from base 1 to 750 and encodes 249 amino acids. Lineage: Eukaryota; Metazoa; Arthropoda; Malacostraca; Amphipoda; Hyalellidae.